Molecule: messenger RNA, 594 nt
Organism: Encephalitozoon hellem ATCC 50504
Lineage: Eukaryota; Fungi; Microsporidia; Unikaryonidae
Product: proteasome subunit beta type-2
Exons: 1
Coding region: 1-594 (197 amino acids)
Biological process (GO): proteasomal protein catabolic process
Cellular component (GO): proteasome core complex
Source: RefSeq, a predicted model, not a curated record
AUGGACUCGUCAAUAGGAAUAAAAGGAAGUAAUUUUGCAGUAGUGGCUGCAGACACAAGAGUCUCUAGAUCCUUUCUUAUCAUCAAGGAGAAUUAUGAUAAGUUCCAUACAAUCAAGGACAAGAUUGUAAUGUCAAUUGUCGGAGACCAGGGAGACGCAUUCAGGACCAUUUUAAGUGUAUCAGAAAGCGCUCAGUAUGAGGAAAUACAGAACGGGAUAGAACUCAGCCCAAGCGUGCUGGCACAUAUGGUCCAGUCGAAGGUUCAUGAGUCUCUCCGGAAGAGACAGCUUGAUACAUCGACAAUAAUAGCAGGGAAGGGCCCACAAGGAUACGACCUGUGGUCUGUUGACAAAUACGGAGCAAUAUCUUCCGUGCCAUUUUGUGCUAGCGGAUAUGCUGCAUACUUUGUAUAUGGAAUCCUCGACAGAGAGUAUUCUGAGGACAUUACUGUUGAUGACGCAUUGAGGAUUAUCCAAAAAUGUAUUAACCUAUUGAAGGAAAGACUUGUAAUCGGCUUGGAGGGAUUUAUGGUAAAAGUAGUUACCGAUGAGGGAGUUUUAACCAAAACCUUAGCACCUGAAAUAAAAGACUAA